This is a messenger RNA of Pundamilia nyererei, 2320 nucleotides long. It is a transcript of the gene cadm2b, whose product is annotated as cell adhesion molecule 2b. The record is from RefSeq and is a predicted model, not a curated record. The coding region runs from base 223 to 1482 and encodes 419 amino acids. NCBI's taxonomy places the organism in Eukaryota, Metazoa, Chordata, Actinopteri, Cichliformes, Cichlidae. The transcript is spliced from 11 exons. Gene Ontology annotation, biological process: homophilic cell-cell adhesion.
CGUCCUGCUUCACUACAGUGAUCACUGCCCCCUGAUCUGCGAAAAAUACACAGGGACUCCUCAGAAAAAGGCAAGAGUUCAUCAAUGUAACUCCGGUCAGUCAGAAACUGCGCCGUUCACCUGGAUAAGUCCACCUUGACGAGAGAAGAGAUAAAGACAGAAUAAAAAGAGUCAAACGCGAGUGGAGUGUUGACGUAGAAUUGCGAAGGAAAAGAGAAGAAUAUGAUUGUCAAGCAGUACUUGAUGUUCAUCCUUUACAGCCUCUGUGCAAGCGUCUUUAAAGUGGCUGGGACAAAAAGCAAAGCUAGAGGUAUCCUGGGUCAGAUCCCCAUAACUCAGAAUGUGACGGUGGUGGAGGGGGCCAUAGCCAACAUGACCUGUCGUGUGGAUUACAAUGAUAACACUUCCCUCCAGUGGUCAAACCCUGCACAGCAAACUCUCUUCUUUGGGGACAAAAAAGCUCUGAGGGAUCACAGAAUUGAACUAGUUCGAGCCUCAUCGCAGGAGCUCACCAUCCGAAUCAAUGACGUCAGCCUGUCAGACGAGGGACUGUACACUUGCUCGCUCUUCACGAUGCCUGUCAGGACCACCAAGGCCUUUCUCACUGUUCUGGGUGAGCAUGUGCAUUUUGGUGAAGUCUCCAUAGGAGUGCCAGGACGACCAGAGAUCACAGGCUUUACCAAGCCAGCAAUGGAGGGGGAUGUAGUCACUCUCACAUGCACCACAUCAGGCAGCAAACCAGCUGCUACCAUCCGAUGGUUCCGAAAUGACAAGGAGGUCCAAGGCACUAAGGAGGUGAACGCUACAGGAAAGUCAUUCACAGUGAGGAGUAGCCUUCAGUUCCAGGUGGACAAGCGGGAUGACGGCGUUGCCUACACCUGCAGUGUGGAGCAUGUGUCUUUGUCCAAACCCUACAUGACAACCGAGGUCCUGGAGGUCCACUAUGCUCCCCAUCUGGAGAUCACACAUUCACUCAUCAUCCCACAGGAAGGCCAAUACUUCAAACUGGAGUGUGUUUCCAUAGGCAACCCAAUACCUGAGCCAGUGGAGUGGUCUAAAGAUGGAGGAGAGCUGCCAGACAUUGAGCGUAUGAUUGUGGAGGGAAGGGAACUUACCAUCACUACGCUAAACAAGACAGACAAUGGCACAUACCGGUGUGAGGCCAGCAACCAUCUGGGGUCCAGUAGUGCUGAAUACAUACUGUUUGUAUAUGCCAAAGACUUUCCAGGGCCUACAACAGAUCCUAAUGCUUUAGGACAGCAUGGACCUGACCACGCUUUAAUCGGCGGAGUUGUUGCAGUCGUGGUCUUCAUCACCUUGUGUUUGAUAAUAGUCCUUGGACGAUAUCUGGCCAGACAUAAAGGGACAUAUCUAACACACGAGGCCAAAGGAGCAGAGGACGCCCCUGACGCUGACACAGCCAUCAUCAAUGCUGAAGGAAACCAUGUGCAUGCAGAAGAAAAGAAAGAGUACUUUAUUUAGACUUCUUUUUCCUCACUUCUUUCAUUUCAUGACAACCUAUGACAGCAGACGUGCAAUUUUAAGCUGUCUCAGACUCACUGCAUUGUCUUUUUUAAUUUAUUGUUCUGUCUUUUUUAGAAAGCAAUCAUGCUUAGAUAUGCUUGUUUUCAAAGCAUUCACUAACAAAAUAGCCUUCGUCUUUUGUAAUAUAAUCCAUGUACAAUUGGAUUAUGUCAUUUUCAGUUUUUCUGUGCCUAAAUGCUGUACAUUCUUCUGCAUUUCUUUCAUUGCCUGUAUUUUUCUCUACUCUUUCUUACGUUACCUGUUAUACAACCUUUUGCAGAUUUUUAAAAUUCAGAAGUAACAACAGUAAUUUUGUUCUCCAACUCAACUCUCAGCAUUUGAAAAGGUUUUUCUGUAGGAGCAAAAUAUAUUAAAUACAUCAGUUUUUAAGGAUUACAUGAUUGGCUUGGAUGUUUCCCGGAGCUAACCCUCCUCAGACAUGCCGCACACGUUUAGAGCAUCUUAAAACAGAUCAGAUACUUUAACAAACACAAAGCAGAAGCACAAUCUGAGUGAUUGUCUCGAGAUGAAAUAAUCGCCCUCUUAGCAUUGUCUGUAUAUUCCUGCACUGAUUUUUUUUUUUUUCCUUUUUGUUACACUGUUGAUUUAUAACCAACAAAGAACAAGUUAGAAAAUUAAAGCACAAAGUCUGAGGACUAUUACAGAGGGGAAAAAACAUCAACUGCUUUUUGUCUCAGGAUUCAAUAUGAGUCUAGAUGGAGAGAUGGUGUCAGACAUGUGAAGAAGACUUCAGUUCAAUCGCAGUUAUUGUCGUGGAUGAAAAACGUUUCCUUUU